Lycium ferocissimum is the source of this 3426-nucleotide messenger RNA. RefSeq lists its product as uncharacterized. NCBI's taxonomy places the organism in Eukaryota, Viridiplantae, Streptophyta, Magnoliopsida, Solanales, Solanaceae. Bases 1 to 3426 code for a protein of 1141 amino acids. The record is from RefSeq and is a predicted model, not a curated record. The transcript is spliced from 9 exons.
AUGGAGCCUUUUCAAGAUUCUAAACACAUUGACAAAUAUAAAAGGAGAUUGGGUAUGCGGUGGUGGUUUUUAACUUGCAAUGGUAAAAUCUGGUUUUUUGUUAAUGAUGGAAUUGAGGUGGAGGUAUUGAUGAACCCUGAUCAACAGGUUACUCUCAAGCUUACUUUCCUAGACAGUGGCAAAAUGUUUGUCACUAUCUUAGUUUAUGCAAAGUGUGAUGCUGUGGAUAGAUUGGAACUGUGGGAUAAUAUCUAUUCUUUAUCAAGCAGCAUGAAUUUUCCAUGGUUGGUAGGUGGAGAUUUCAAUGUCAUUUUACAUGAAGAAGAGAAGAUAGGUGGGUUGCCUGUUCACCAAACUGAGGUUGAAGAUUUUGCAUUUUUCAAAAACUCUUGUGACCUGCAGGAUAUUGACUUUAGGGGCAGUCCUUUCACUUGGUGGAAUGGUAGAGCUGGGGAAGAUUUCAUAUUCAAAAUAUUGGACAGGAUCUUAGUCAAUAAUCAGUUGCAAGAAUGGCUUGGUAAUCUACAAAUGGAGCAUUUAUCCAGAACUGGAUCAGAUCGCGCACCUCUUUUGCUUACAGCAGGAGAACAAGUUCAACAAUUCUCCAAGCCUUUUAGAUUUCUAAAAUUUUGGGUAGAUCAUGAGUCUUUCAUGCAUACAGUGGAACAACAUUGGAGUACUGAGUUUGUUGAAGGUGCUUUUAUUACUUUCAAGUUGAAAAUGAAGAAAUUGAAAGCUGCUCUAUCUGUAUGGAGUAAAGAGACUUUUGGUGAUAUCUUUAAGCAACUAACUAUUAGAGAGGAUAUUGUUAAGAUCAAAGAGCAGUUGUUUGAAGAGGAUCCCUCUGAAGUUAAUAGAAUGGUUUUGCAACAAACUCAAGCUGAAUUCAAAAGAUAUAUGCAUUUUAAAGAAGAGUUUUGGAAACAAAAGGCUGGUGUUAAAUGGCAAUCAGAAGGAGAUAGAAAUACAAGGUUUUUUCACAGCUUGCAACAAUUCUCUUCUGAGGCAACAUCAUCAGACUAUAACAUCUUAGAGCAUGUGGAGGAAGCUGUUACUCAGGAUCCAAAUGAUUUAUUAUGCUCUAUGCCAUCUUUGGAGGAAGUGCAUAAAGCUGUAUUUGAGUUAGCAGGUGAUAGUGCAUGUGGCCCUGAUGGUUUAUCAGGAAUCUUCUAUCAGAAAUGUUGGGAUAUUGUUGGGGCAGAUGUAUACAAUGUAGUUAAGGCUUUCUUUAAUGGUCAAACUCUUCCAAAAUCUGUCACUCAUACUAAUUUGGUUUUACUACGAAAGAAGGAAAUUAUCAACAAUUUUUCUGAUCUCAGGCCUAUCAGUUUAAGUAACUUCAUCAACAAGAUCAUUACUAGAGUUAUUCAUGACAGAUUGGAAUCUAUUCUGCCUUCCUUAAUUUCUCAAAAACAAUCUGGUUUUGUAAAAGGAAGGAAUAUUAUAGAAAAUGUGUUACUUACUCAAAAGGUUGUUGCAGAUAUUAGAAAGAGGGGAAGGCUAGAAAAUGUGAUCAUCCAACUAGACAUGGCAAAGGCAUAUGAUAGGGCUACUAGUUUCUUUCAUUCUACAAGGGGAGUAAAGCAAGAUGAUCCUUUAUCACCUGCAUUAUUCAUCUUGGCUGCUGAAGUAUUAUCAAGAGCUUUAAAUAGCUUGUUUGAUGAAGGGAUGUACAGGGGAUAUGGUUUGGCUAAAUGGAGCUCUAAUCUGAAUCAUUUGUCAUAUGCUGAUGACAUAAUAAUUUUUGCCUCUGCUGACAAAUGGUCACUUCAAAGGAUUAUGAAGAUUCUGCAUGAGUAUGAAGCUGUUUCUGGUCAAAAGAUUAAUGUUCAUAAGAGUGCUUUCUGCAUGUAUAAGAGAAUAUCUAGUGAACUGGUGAAUGAAGUCCAGCAAAGCACAGGUUUCUCAAGAGGUGAAUUUCCUUUCACCUACCUUGGAUGCCCAGUGUUUCAUGCAAGAAAACAGAAGAUAUUCUAUAGAGAUGUGAUAAAGAAAGUUAGAGAUAAAUUGCAAGCAUGGAAAGGAAAACUACUGUCAUUUGGUGCAAUGGUUCCUCCCAAAAGUGUUAUCAAAGAGUUGCAAAACAUGUUUAAUAGAUUUUUCUGGCAAACAAAGACAGAUGGUAAAUGUAAACAUUGGUCUGAAUGGAACAAAUUGUGUUAUCCCAAAGGGGAAGGAGGUUUAGGAUUCAGAUCAUUGAAUGAUAUUUCAAAAGCUCUUUUCUCAAAACUUUGUUGGAGAUUUAGAAUAAGUAACUCUUUGUGGUCAAACUUUAUGUGGAAUAAAUACUGUAAGAAGGUUAGACCAACCCUUGUUCAAUGGAAGGGUAGUACUCAGACAUGGAAAUAUAUGUUAGAAGCUAGUAAUGAUAUAGAGCAUCAUAUCUGGUGGGAGCCUCAUCAAGGUUCUAUAUCAAUAUGGUAUGAUAACUGGUUGAAAAUAGGUGCCUUGAAUGAUCAAAUUCAGUUCCAAGCUUACAAAGAUGACAGUGUAGAAGAUCUAGCAGAAAUAAUGGAAGGAGAUCAUUGGGAUAUGACAAAGGUACAGCAGAUGUUUUGUGAUGAAAUGGAAAUUGACAAACCCCAUUGGAUGCUUACUAGUUCUGGAAAGUUCACAGUAAGUAGUGCAUGGGAGUACAUAAGGCAAAAAAGGCAGGUAAAACAUGCAAUACUGAAAUGGUGGAACACUCCUGUUAAAUCCAAUCUGAAGACCUUAUAUCAAGCAGUUCCAACCUUUAUAUUGUCGCACCUGUGGAAGGGUAGAAAUACAAGGAGGCAUGGAGGUUCUAUCACUGUGAACAAGGUUAUAUAUGAGAUCAACAGAGGUAUAUUGUUAUUGGCACAAAGCCUAUUUCCUGGCAUGAAGCUGUUUCCAAAAAGGUGGCCUUUCUUUGUGCAAUAUUUAGAAAACUCCGAGAAAGACAAGGUUGUUCACAAGGAAGUAACAUGGUCCAAGUUCAAGAAAUUUUCUCGUAUUAGAGAUCAUAAUGGAGAUUUAGUGUAUGCAGCAGGGAAAAGAUUGGAGGAUACUACUAAUGUAAUAGCUGAAGUAGUUGCAAUUGAAAAUGGAAUACAAUAUUGUGUAGAUCAUCAUCAGCUAUUACCUUUGAUAGUAGAAACUGACUCUUUAACUAUGCAGAAGAUGGAAUAUGGGAAGUACCAUGGAGGAUAUCAUUGGUACCAUGCAACUGAUAUUGGAUUGACUUGGAGUUUGAAGGCUGGAUCAGUACUACUACAAUGGCUACAAGAAGUGCUACCCAGAAGGUGCAUCACAACACAAAGAGCAAUCAUCUUGAUGGAUCAGUAUGCAGGAGGAUUCAGCAGCCUAUGCAGACCUGUGCUGAUCUGUGAACUUGGUCAUAUGGUGAAGCUGUGCAAGUCCUAUAAAAACUCUACUGGAAGAAGCUUAUUACAACCAAAAGCUUGA